Molecule: messenger RNA, 2988 nt
Organism: Alosa alosa (allis shad)
Lineage: Eukaryota; Metazoa; Chordata; Actinopteri; Clupeiformes; Clupeidae
Gene: abhd17b
Product: abhydrolase domain containing 17B, depalmitoylase
Exons: 4
Coding region: 444-1310 (288 amino acids)
Biological process (GO): protein depalmitoylation
Cellular component (GO): endosome membrane; plasma membrane
Molecular function (GO): palmitoyl-(protein) hydrolase activity
Source: RefSeq, a predicted model, not a curated record
UAUCCGGUUCUGCGGAAGAAAACAGAAGGCAGCUAACGCAAGCUAAUCAGAAACUGCAAUUAGAAGCUUAUCAGCACAGGGGAAUAUAUCAGCACCUAGUAACUUACAUCAUUAAGAAACACAGUUAUAUUUCAGUACAGUUCGCCUUCUGAUUAAGUAUAAUUGUCAUUUAGACCACAUGUUGACAAGACCAAUUGACAUUGAUCAGCAGUUGAAGCAAGGUUUGGGCAGAAACUGGAAGCGACGGGCUUCACUGCUCAUGCGAAAGAGAGAGCAAAUAGUAACGUUAGCUGAAACACAGAUCAAAGACUAACGUUACGUUUUUGGUCAUAUCACGACUCUACGGUAGAGUAAUUGUAAUUAAUCAUAUUCCUUGUGGGUGCUAGAGACGCUUUUCGAGAAAUACUCUAUUGUCUUGGAAUAGAUCAACGUUCAUAUAGAGAAUGAACCACCUGUCCCUCAGUGAGCUCUGCUGCCUGUUCUGCUGCCCGCCGUGCCCUGGCAAGAUCGCCUCCAAGCUGGCCUUCCUGCCGCCGGAGCCCACCUACUCGCUGAUGUGCGACGAGAGCGGCAGCCGCUGGACGCUGCACCUGUCGGAGCGCGCCGACUGGCAGUACUCGGCGCGCGAGAAGGAUGCCAUCGAGUGCUUCAUGACGCGCACGUCACGCGGCAACCGCAUCGCCUGCAUGUUUGUGCGUUGCUCGCCAAGCGCGCGCUACACGUUGCUCUUCUCGCACGGCAACGCCGUGGACCUGGGCCAGAUGAGCAGCUUCUAUAUCGGCCUGGGUUCGCGCAUCAACUGCAACGUCUUCUCCUACGACUACUCGGGCUACGGCGCCAGCUCAGGCAAGCCCUCCGAGAAGAACCUGUACGCAGACGUGGACGCUGCUUGGCACGCACUUCGAACAAGGUACGGUGUCCGACCGGAGAAUGUUAUUGUGUACGGCCAGAGCAUCGGCACGGUGCCGUCGGUGGACCUGGCGUCUCGGUACGAGAGCGCUGCUGUCAUCCUCCACUCCCCCCUCACCUCUGGUAUGCGUGUGGCCUUCCCCGACACCAAGAAGACCUACUGCUUCGACGCCUUCCCCAACAUUGACAAGAUCUCCAAGGUGACGUCUCCAGUCCUGGUGAUCCACGGUACGGAGGACGAAGUGAUUGACUUCUCCCACGGCCUGGCCCUGUACGAGCGCUGCCAGCGGCCGGUCGAGCCCCUGUGGGUGGAGGGUGCCGGCCACAACGACGUGGAGCUUUACGGACAGUACCUGGAGCGCUUGAAACAGUUUGUGGCCCAUGAGCUGGUGAACUUGUAGAAGGACUCCAUAACGCUGCAAGCACCCUGUGGGCUCAACUUAAGCAACUGUGAACUUCAGAAAGCAUUUUUUUCUCUUGUUUUUCUUUGAAUUUUUUUUAAUGAUUUUUAUCUUUUCUAUUGUUGUACGUUGCGAUGCACAGUGGUUGUUGGAGACAACAUUUCAUUCAAGAUGUGUGUUUUUUUUCUUUCUUUCUUUCUUUCUUUCUUUCUUUCUUUCUUUUUUUUGCAAGUGGCCUUCUUGCUGCCUUUCAGAGGACUCGUUGAUCCACGGUAACAACCCUUGACCUCUUCUUGGGAUGGCAUGUGCAGGUCGACUAUGCUGGAACUAGCACCAGUCAGUAUCCUGUGAUCCCAAUGACGAUGGAACCAGAAACCAUUCUGUCGCAGUCACUGGUUCUUCUUGCAGUUCUGUUUUGUUCUUCUUAUAUGCUUUUUGGUGUUCUAAAUGACUGAGUACUGUACGAAAGUCAAAACAAAACGAAAUGAAAUGAAAAAAAAAAAAAAACCCUGACAUACAUGGUUGCUGUGCCAGUGUUGCCAAAUCCUCUGCAUAUCAAAGCAACGAUAUGUGAAUUCAGAUGUCUCAUUUUGUAUGAACAUGUUUAUAGAAAUAGCCAUCUAGAAAUAUUUUUUCUUUCUCUUAAAAUGGUAUUUUUUCCCCUUAGUUUGUACAUGAAAGAAACAAACUACAGCUCCAAAACUAGAUGACGGUCCUGUCUUAGAGAUUUGAGAAAUGCUGGACAUUAAAAACAACAGCUAUUCCAUGUUAUGCAAUCGUACGUCCUGCCCAUCCUGUGAUCGCCUGCAGACACCAAGAGUAGAAGUUCACAGAACGAUGUCCCAGUGUGGCUGCUCCAGAAGCUUUGUUGCACGUCUCACACACAACAACAGAUGACAUCACAUUAUGUGCUAUCACUAAAGUAGCUUCGUAGGAAAACAGAGUGAGAAUGAGAGUGUGGCAAGGUGUAGCCUUCAUCCUUGUUUUUGCACAUUUGUCUGUAACGUCAUUUCAGCUUGUUGGUUUUAGACAGCGAGGGUGCUGUAAACCUGUACCUCUGUUAAAAAUCACUUGACGUCAAAGCAUCAAGAUAAUAUUAACUACUCAGAGUUGAUCAAUAAUACUGCACUAGAUGCUCAGAGAACCCAUAUGUUAUUAUUAUUAUUAUUAUUAUUAGGCAGUUGUCUUUGCCAAUGUCGCUGUCUGAAAAGUAUAGAUGGACAUGUUGUAUUGUUAAUAGAUGAGUAGCUGAGAUGAGGUAUGGGGGAUUUUUAGACAGAAAUGUUUGAUGUUUGAAGCCUCAUAAAAACAUUACUUUCUUGACAAACUUGACAUGAAAUUGCUUGUUAUCUAUCCAUUUCCAUUUUACAAGUGAUGCAUUUUUUUAACUAUUAUUUCAUCCUUAACUGUAUUAUCGAGUAGUAAUAAUGAUAAAGGCAGUUGUUAUUACUGUUUAUCAUCCUCAUUAAUAUUGUUACUGAUAUAGCUGUUAAUUGAAUAUUCUUUAAAAUAUAAUUGGACUAAUGUUGAACUACACACUUCAAACUUUCAUCCUGUGUUUUUUUUUUUUUUUUUUUUUGUAAGCUGCGUUUCAUUAUUGAAGGAACUUAUAAUAUGAAAUAAUACUGACUAUAGUUACUACAGAUGGAUACAGGAAAUAAAAAACAGUUUAAACAAA